Copidosoma floridanum is the source of this 3369-nucleotide messenger RNA. Its product is annotated as integrin beta-PS. Lineage: Eukaryota; Metazoa; Arthropoda; Insecta; Hymenoptera; Encyrtidae. Gene Ontology annotation, biological process: integrin-mediated signaling pathway; cell adhesion mediated by integrin; cell-cell adhesion. The record is from RefSeq and is a predicted model, not a curated record. Gene Ontology annotation, cellular component: focal adhesion; integrin complex; cell surface. Gene Ontology annotation, molecular function: integrin binding.
UCCGCGCAACCGUUAAAAACAACCAUUAAGUACCUCAACAGCCGUGUCCGAAGCAUCAGUGAGUACUUAUUGGCGUUGCUCCGAAACUGAGGCUCAAUAUAAUAAUUAUAACGUUCAUCUACGUAGUUUCGUGAGUAGUAGAGUUUUGGCUGUGAUACAUGUCGCCAAUGUAGUGGAUGCUUAUUAUUAUAUACUUUUAUUGCACAUCGCGGGAAGGACUAGCGAGAGGAAACAUCGCCGAUCAACGCUGAUUAACGAACAAAAAUGACGGUCAACCUGAAUUGGCGUUUACCACUAUUAUUAUUAUUAUUAAUAACCGUAGUAUGGGUCACAGUGAGUUCAGCUACCGAAAAUACGGAUGGUAUCCUAACAAGUGACAAAAGUAUUUGUAAUACCAAGCAAAAAUGUAGUGAUUGUAUCCAAACAAGCAAAUGUGCAUGGUGUUCGAAGCCCGAUUAUAAUGGCAACAGAUGCUUUUCGUCGGAGGUAAACGAAAACACCGAUACAGCAUGUCCAAGCGAUUCAAUAUUCAAUCCGUCUUCCGAACUUAGUAUGAAAAAUAAUAAAAGUGAUAAAAUAGAGUACGACCUGCAUCUCCAAGAAUUUAACUUGAAAGUUAGGAUAAAUGAAGCUCAGAAGAUAAAAAUCAAGUUUGUAGCUGGAGAUUAUCCCGUGGACUUGUACUAUCUCAUGGAUUUGUCUAAUUCGAUGAAAGAUGAUAAAGAAAAAUUAUCAAGCUUGAGUGAACUUUUGGCUCAAAGUAUGAGAAAUAUAACGAGUAACUUUCGCCUGGGAUUUGGUAGUUUUGUCGACAAAGUUGUUUUACCGUUUACCGAUACAUCACCGAAAGCACUCGAAUCCAGUUGCACGUCCUGUGCGCCCCCUUAUGGAUUUAAAAACCACAUGAAUUUAUCUGAUGAUUCAAACAAAUUUGCGAACGAAGUAAAAAAUGCCCCGACUUCGGGUAACAUAGAUGCGCCGGAAGGUGGUUUUGAUGGGUUGAUGCAGGCGAUGGUGUGCGACGAAAUCGGUUGGCGAAAAGAAGCUCGAAAGCUAUUGCUUUUCUCGACAGACGCCAGCUUUCAUUACGCGGGUGAUGGUAGGCUCGGUGGCAUCGUUGAACCCAACGACGGGAAAUGUCACAUGAAAAACAACAUGUACACUCACUCGACAAUCCUAGAUUAUCCUAGUAUUUCACAUAUAAAUGUCAAGGCCAAAGAAAAAGCCAUAAACAUCAUUUGGGCCGUGACUGCGGACUACAUAUCCAUAUACGAGAAAUUGGCGGAAAACGUCCAGAGCUCGCACGCGUCGGUGCUCAAGGCCGACUCGAGCAACAUCGUCGAUCUGGUGCGCGACCAGUACAACAAAAUACGAAGUUCGGUGGAAAUGAGGCACAACCUCCCCAGCACGAGCGAUCACAUUACAGUGAAUUUCCUGUCUAAGUGCCUGAACGGCGACGGAGCGAAGGCCAACACCAACAAGUGCAGCAACCUCAAGACAGGGGACGCGGUCGAGUUCGAGGUGGAGAUAACGGUGACAAAGUGCCCGGAGAGCCGAUCGGAGUGGAAUAAGACGUUUCUCAUAAACCCGAUCGGUAUGAGCGAAUCGGUGGCCGUGAACCUCGAAACGAUCUGCGAAUGCGAGUGCAAGGACGAGCCGUCGAUGGAAGGGUCGAGCUUGUGCAACGGGCACGGCCGAUUGGAGUGCGGCAUAUGCGCUUGCGACCCCAACUUUUUCGGGAAAAAUUGCGAAUGCGACGCGAGCCAGGCCACCCGUAACGACGAGUUCGCUUGCCGGCCGAACAACGAGACCACCGAGGUGUGCAGCAAUCGGGGCGAAUGCGUUUGCAAUCGGUGCGAGUGCGCGAAACGCGACGACAGCGACGAGGUGGUGGAGGGCGCUUACUGCGAGAAGGACAAUUUUUCUUGCGGCAUGGGCCGGCAGGGGAAGCUGUGCUCGGGACACGGCAAGUGCCGUCACCACGGGAGGUGCGAGUGCGAUUCAGACUGGUACGGUGAUGCUUGCGAGAAGUACAAAAACACCGAGGCUUGCGAGUCCAAUGGAAAAAUGUGUUCCGAGCGCGGUUCGUGUGAAACUAAGAAGGACAAGGACGAGAAUCAUUGCGUGUGCCGGGUCGUCGAUGGUAUACACUAUUUCGGUGAAUUUUGUGAAAAGUGCCGCAAUUGCCCGAAAAUAUGCGAGUCGUUGAACCCGUGCGUGUCGUGCGUAUUGAAGAAUACCACCGAUUGCAACGAUACCUGCCGAUCAGACGUCAUCCACGACGUGACGGAGAAACUCGGCCAAAUGGACGUAGGCGAUGGAAGGGUGGACUGCGACAUCAUACACGAUGAUAACAAGUGUAAAUAUCGUUACAUUUAUUACAACGAUACCAACAACAACAUUGUGAUAUUGGCCGAGAAAACACCGAUCGAAUGUCCCCGUGAAGUUAACGUAUUAGCCAUUGUGCUGGGAGUGGUAGCUGCCGUUGUGUUCAUCGGUUUGGCGUUGCUGUUGCUCUGGAAGUUGGUGAUAACGAUCGCCGACAGGAGAGAAUAUGCUAGAUUUGAAAAGGAACGUGCGAACGCCAAGUGGGACAAUGGUGGCAAUCCGAUAUUCCAACAAGCAACGUCAUCCUUUCAAAAUCCAAUGUACAGCAAGGGACAAUCUUGAGAAAUUUGGAGGACCGUUUUCAGGCAGCUACUUAAAUUUUAACCGAGCUGCUUUACGUUUGCGAGUACGUCGUAAUACGUUGUACAAUCUUAUGUACAAGCUGAUGCUGGAUCUGCAUGAUCAUGUAGAAUUUUUUUUUUUCCUUAGAUUGGUUUACUUGAACAGUACAUAGAAACACUAAUGAAACUAAAAUGUGCAUAAUUAAAUUGCACAAAUGACAAUCGUAUGCUAGUAUUUUUAAAUCUUAGAAUAGUCAUGUCCUUUUUUUUUAAGCAAAGAAUUCAAUGUUGAUAAUAUUCGUGUUGUUUCGUUUAAUGUCAUUUAGAAAAGAGCGAAUAUGAGUUACAUUGCAAAAUACAUUGACAUUCAUCUAAUUACUUGUUAGGAUGAUUACGUAAUGUAUACAUACUCAGUUUGCAAUUCGAAUUUUAUCAAUUGAUAUUAAUUACUCAUUAAUAUAUAUAUAUAUAAGAUAUGACGUUUAUACUUUGAUAUGAAUUUUAAUUUGUACAUUUUUUUUACUUUAUUCUCGACUAUUUUGUAUGAAUCAAAGAAUUAUUUACUUUUAUAAUUAUCGCAUGUCAAACGAUUUUCAAACCAUUUUAACGAUCUCAACUUAUAAACUACCAGAAGAAAUAAUUAUAGAAAUAUUAUUUUCCGACGCUUUUCAAUACUGUUGGUAUGGACUAAUAUCAUUUU